AAGGGAUAAACUCGCUGUGUAAAUAGUUAGGGCCCCGUCUGGGAGGCAGACACAGCUACUAAGUUAACAAUGUCUAAGCACACGGAUAACGAUAAUCUGCGCAAUGACAUCUACGAGAACCUGCCCUGCCAGGCCAUGUACAAUGAGUCUGUGCGCAAAAUUCAGCAGCAGCAACAGCAGCAGCUGCCAAGCAAUGCGAAUGCCAAUUCGAUGGGCAACACAUCUGGGGCUGGGGCUGGCAAUCUGCCCAAGGAGCUGCUCUAUGCAACGCCGCUGCGCAAAUCGGAUCGGUACAAGAGCAACGAACGCAAACCGGACACCAAGCUGUGCAACUCGAAUCGCUUGAGCAGCACACGCAACAGCAAUGGCAAUGGCAACGGCAAUGCGGUGCCUAUAACGGAUUUGGAUGCCAACGAUGAGGAUGAGCUGGAGCCGGAGUCAGCCGAGCUGGAUGGCAAUGCAUCCACCAGUGCGCUCGUGGGUGGCUCCAAGUACAACAAUCAGCAACUGCAGCAUUCGCUGCCCAGCGGCCAGACCGCAAAUCAGCAGCUGGAGGAUCGACGCAUACUCAACUUUCUGAAGGACACGACGCAGGCGCACAAGAAGUUAGAGUUGGGUGGACGUGACUGUCCCAACGCUAGCUUCUCCAAUCUGGCACGUGAGGAGCACUUUGCCAAUCUCGUGCAGCAAAACUUUGCGCUCGAUGUGCCGCAGCCAAUGGCCAAUGGCAAGAAACAGACGACGACGGACGAGGAGCAGCCCCGAGCGCAAGAAACUGCCGACAACUUGGAGUCGCUGAUGCAGCGCAAGCAUUCGCCGGAUAAGCAGGUCAACGGCCUGGACGCCCACUGCCAGCCGCCGCAGCGCAUCGUGAGCACCGUCUACAUACAUCGGGAGUGGGUGCUCAAGAAGAUUGCGCUGUGUCUGGAGCAGCGCAUUGCGGGCAAGAAGCCGCUCCCAGCGGCAGCAGCCAGCGCGGCUUACGUCUCCACCCGCGCCAAGGCGUCGGCGGCUAUCAGCAGCACCAGCUACAACGGCUGCCUGGUGCUGGGCUCCAAUGGCUCCGGCAAGACCUCCAUCUGUCAGGCCAUCAUGAAGGGCAACUCGGGCACCAAGGGCAUCCUCAACCGCAAGCUCCUGGCCUGCUAUCUCAUCGAGUCGCAGAAUCCCGAGUGCCACAGCCUGUCCCAGUUUCUGCGCAAGCUCGUGCUGCAGCUGCUCAGCCAUGCCUCGCUCAUAAGCCGCACGGAGAGCCAGCGUCUGGUGGAUGAGGGUCUGUCGCUGCUGCGUGAGGAGCUGCAGCAGCAGGAGUGCAAGCUGGACGAGGCUAUGCAGAAUAUAACGCUGAGCGAGAAUGCCGAGGAGCUGCUGAUCGAGGAGCUCAAGCGUGGCGCCAGCGAGUGCGACACCAAGGAGCUGGAGAACUUUCAGCUGCAGCGUACCUCGACGGCGCAGCGUCAUCAGAAGUCCAGUCUGACGCGGCAGCAGUCGGAGCCGGCGCCGGCAGAGCAGCCAAGCGAGGCAAGCGGCAACAACUAUGGCACGCAUCCACCCAAGCGUGGCAAGGACAAGGAUGCAGGCAACGAAAAGUCAGAGCGGGAGCGGGAGCUAGAGCCGGAGAGUGAGAAGCAGGAGAAGCAAGCGGCGGCGGCACUGCCCAAGAGCAGCCCAGUCAAAUGCAAAUCCAAAAUACCCGUUAAGCGCGGCACCAACAAUCGUGGAGUGAGCUCGCCCGCCAAGCUGGCAACCAAUAGUAAUGGACCGGCCAUACAGCAAGGCGGCGGCGAGGACAUAGCCGAGCUGCUGGGCGAGCAGCUGAAGAGCGAAGUGGAGGCGGCCAUACAGGAUGACAAGCAGUCGGAGCCACAAGCAAAGCAGGAGGAGGAGGAGGAGGAGGGGCCAGAGGAAGAGCAAGCAGCGGCAACAAAUGGAGACCUAGAGACGCCCACUGCCCCGCCACCACUGCCAGGUGACAAGCCCAAGCCCCAGCCCCAACCGCCUGCGAGCAACAGCAACACAUUGCCCGCACCACUGCCCAAGAGCAAAAGCUGCCGCACCAACAUAGCCGACGGCUACUACGAGCUGCUGCUGUCCAAUCCGGAGAUACUCGAGUGCCUGAGCGUGGACAACAUCGAGAAGAACCCGGACGAGUGUUUCAAGAAGGCGCUGCUCUUCCCGCUGCUGGAGCUGACGCCGCCCAAGACGGCGCUGCUGCUGCUGAUCGACUCCAUAGACGAGAACUACAUCAACGAGGGCAACUUGAUAUCCACGCUCAAGGGCGGCGGCGGCCCACGCGGCGGCACUGUGACCAACCACAAGAGUCGCAACGUGGCCGAGCUGCUGUCCAAUCACAUCCAUCUGCUGCCCAAGUGGCUGUUCCUGGUCUGCACCACCAAGAAGCAAACGAAGCAGAUCACCAAGAUGUUCACGGGCUUCAAGAAGAUCACGCUCGACGAUCUGCGCAAGUCGCACGUGGUCAAGGACGUGCAGGAGUACAUCAUCAAUCGCCUGAACUCGGACUUCAAGGACAGCAUCAUGCUGACCAAGGAGAUCAUCGAGUCGCUGCAUCAGCUCUACAUCAAGUCCAAUGGCUGCAUCCUCUAUCUGGAGAAGGUGCUCCACGGCAUCAAGCACAACUUCUUCAGCUUCCGCGAGAUCAAGCUCAUCCCCUGCACCCUCAACGGACUCUAUCUCUACAUCUGCCAGAAGAGCUUCAACAAGAAGCAGUACAUGAAGAUUCGCCCGCUGCUCAAUGUCCUGCUCGCCUCCUCCGGCUACGUGGACAAGCUCUUCCUCUACAACUGUCUGCGCACGCACAACUACAGCCUGGACGGGCAGGAGUUCGAGCGGCGCCUCCAGCUCAUGCGCAAUAUCCUCGCCUACGACUCGCAGGCGCAGCGCCUGAAGAUCUUCCACAACAGCUUUGCCGACUGGCUGGUGGACGUCAAGUUCGCCACCAAGAAGUUCAUCUGCGACGUCAACGAGGGUCAUGUCAUGAUCUCCAUGUACUACCUGCUGGUGGCCGAGACGCUCUGCGCCAACAGCGUGCGCCGCUUCGCCUACCACCUGCUCAAGUCCAGCGAGUACCUGAGCAGCCGCCACAUGGAGCUGGAUCUGAUCCUCAUGCUGCUGGAGUCGCGGCUCAACCUCAGCGACUGCUUCUACACCAACCAGCUCAACUGCUGCGCCCAGUGCGAACACGACUUCAAGCACGACGUCAACUUCCUGCCCAAGACGCGCGCCCUGCUGGAGCGAUUCCUCGCCAACGAGCUGAACGAGCCGUUCGCUCAGCUGCUGUGCGACUUCUUCAAGCCCAGCCUGCCCACGGACGGCAAGCUGCUGAAGCUGCUUAUCGAGACGGGCAUCAACAAUGCCGAGGCCCAAACCAGCUCCGAGUCCUCGCUGAUGUCGCCCGCGCUGUCGGAGCAGUCGCAGCACUUGGACUUUGAGCUGGCGGAUCUGCUGCUGAGCAGCGAGAAGAGCUGUCUGCUGGAGACCCAGCGCACCAUCAGUCCCUCGGAGCAGAGCGAGCCGCCGGAGGACGUGGCCGCCAGCACACUGCAUCAGCUGUCGGACUCGCAUCACAUUGAGCUGCACAAGGGGAAGGCGCUGAUCCACAUUCUGGCCAACGAUGGCAACCACCAGCUGCUGGAGCGUGCGCUCAACGCCUGCAAGUCCGCCAUCGAUCUGGAGAUCGAGGACUACAAUGGCCAGACGGCCUUGAAUAUCGCCGCACGCAAUGGACACCUGGAGGUAGUGAAGCUGCUGCUGAGCUUCGCCCAGGUUUGCAACGAUGGCACUGGACGCAUGCAGCGGGUUGAUGUGAAUCAUGCGGAUCGGGAUGGCUGGACGCCGUUGCGCUCGGCCUCCUGGGGCGGGCACACGGAGGUGGUGAAGCUGCUGAUAGCGCAGCCCGCCUGCAAGAUCGAUUUGGCGGAUAAGGAGGGACGCACGGCGCUGCGGGCAGCCGCCUGGAGCGGACAUGAGGACAUACUCAAGCUGCUCAUAGAGUCGGGAGCGGAUGUCAACUCUGUGGAUCGGCAGGGACGCACUUCGCUCAUCGCUGCCUCCUACAUGGGGCACUAUGAUAUUGUCGAGAUUCUGCUGGACAAUGGCGCCAAUGUGAAUCACCUGGACUUGGAUGGACGCAGCGCUCUGUGCGUGGCCGCCUUGUGCGGCUCCUCGGGCUAUAGCAAGGUCAUCUCGACGCUGCUGGACCAUGGCGCCAAUACGGAUCAGCUGGACAAUGAUGGGAUGUCGCCGCUGCUGGUCAGCUCCUUCGAGGGCAAUGCCGAGGUCUGCGAGCUGCUGCUGGAGAAUGCGGCCGAUCCGGAUUUGGCGGAUUUCAUGGGCCGCACGCCGCUCUGGGCCGCCUGCACGGCCGGACAUGCGCCCGUAGUGCGUCUGCUGCUGUUCUGGGGCUGCGGCAUAGACUGCAUGGACUCCGAGGGCCGCACUGUCCUCAGCAUAGGCGCUGCCCAGGGCAAUGUGGAGACAGUGCGUCAGCUGCUCAAUCGGGGACUGGAUGAGACGCAUCGCGACAAUGCCGGCUGGACGCCACUGCACUAUGCCGCCUUUGAGGGAUUCCACGAGGUGUGUCUGCAGCUGCUGGAGUCGGGCGCCAAGAUCGACGAGUGCGACAACGAGGGCAAGACGGCGCUGCAUCUGGCCGCCCAAGAGGGCAGACUGCGCUGCGUGCAGGCGCUGCUCGAUAUACACUCGACCUUUGUGGAUCAGAAGGCGCACGACGGCAAGACGGCGUUCCGGCUGGCCUGUCUGGAGGGGCACAUGGAGACGGUGCAGUUUCUGCUGAAGUUCCACUGCGAUGUCAACUCCAAGGACGCCGACUCGCGCACCACUCUCUACAUUCUGGCGCUGGAGAACAAGCUGGAGAUCGUCAAGUACCUGCUGGACAUGACCAAUGUGGACGUGAACAUACCCGACAGCGAAGGACGCACCGCGCUCCAUGUGGCCGCCUGGCAGGGACAUGCGGACAUGGUCAAGACCCUCAUCGAGGCGGGCGCCGAUGUCAACUCCAUGGAUCUGGAGGCACGCACGCCGCUGCACUCCUGCGCCUGGCAGGGCAACCACGACGUCAUGAACAUUCUGCUCUACUACGGCGCCCUGGCGGAUCACGCCUGCAAGCAGGGCGCCACCGCUUUGGGCAUCUCAGCGCAGGAGGGGCACGAGAAGUGCGUCAUUGCUUUGCUGCAAUACGGCGCCAAUCCCUACAAGUCGGAUCACUGCGGACGCACGCCCAUCAAGCUGGCGGCCAAGUCCAGUCGCAGCAGCAUACUCAAGAUCUUUGAGAGCUAUACCAAAAAUGAAGCUAGCAAUACCAAUGAGGUGAAAUUCCAUGCCAGCAUGCUGCGCUCACCGGAUCAGCCGCCCGCUCUGCCGCUGCAUCAGAAUCUGGCGCCCUAUCCCGCGCACGCCUCGGCCACAUCGGUCUGCUCCGCCGCCACGACGGCCACGGUGCACAAUGGGAGCAAUCUUCAAGCGUUGAAUGCCUCCAGCUCGACGCACAGCUCCAACAAUUUCUAUCAGAACACCAUGCAGUCGGACGCCAGCAGCUUGCACAAGCGCAAGAGCGUAAUCUCUAGUCAAUCCACGGGCAGCAGCAAUGAGCAAGCGCCGCUUACGUUCACGCAGCAGCUGCAGCGCCAGAGCAAGCUGAGCUCGCGCAACAAUCUCAUGAUUAACUCGAAGCAUGCCUCCAGUUCCACUUCGGCGGCGGCGGCAGCAGCAGCAGGUUCACACAAGCCCAACGGCAGUGGCGCCCAUCAGCGUCACUCGCAGCAGCUGCCCGAGCUCAGCGAGCACCAGCUGGCACGCAACAUGACCAACGAGGCGGAUCUCUAUGAUAUGGAAUGCAUGUCGCCGCUUUACGCCACGCCUCCGCAUUCGCCCAGCAGCGAGUUGAGCUCGCCUGGUCCGCUGCCCGGCCUGAACGCGUUUGUCGAUGAUGAUAGAGCCGGGCCCAGCAAGCCCGCCUUGCCCGAUAAUCAUUUUGCGCGCGACACACACAUGCGCAUUAUACUGGGCAAUCUCAAAGAGAAUCAGCCAAGCUCAUCCAACAAGAACAAGCGCAGCAGCGGCUCAAGCAAUCCAGCCAUGAGGCUCAUACGCAGUCGCUUCGAUUCGGCCGCGCAGCUCAUAAGACGCACCAACAAUAUGCUCAGCUCCAGCAGCAACCAGGGCUCAUCCAGCAUUGGCGUCAAGUCAGGCACCUUUCAGUGGCGCAAGGAGAGCCAGAUGUAAACUCUCUCUCUCACACACACACACACACACACACACACACACACACACACAUCCUGAGCGUACUUCAUUUAAUAGAUGUAUGCAUUUUAUACUUAACUGCGUUUCUUUUACUUUUGUAAUUUGUUUGCGCAAUGUGCACACAUUUGUUUCUUUUGUGAUAGUUUCAAUUAUUAGCGUACACUUUAAUAAUUUCAUUAACCCCAAACUAAAACCUAGCCCUAUUAUAUACAAACGAGUAGUUUAAGAGCAAGCGCAAAGUAUUAGACUCCACAAGUUUUUGGCAAAAGCAAUCGCAAUCGUAGCAAACUCAUUAAACGUAGUGAAAAACGAAAUUACAAGUAAUCGAAAAUUUAAACACAUGCGUAUACUUAAUGUCAUGGUAAAGAGAAGAGUAAACUUAAUACAAAAAUUAGCAAUUUAAUUUCAAGCCAUACUUAUGCAUUAACAUUAAACGAAUGGCUGCAUUAAUGUAAUAUAUAUUUUAUUAAUAGCAUUGUAGUUUCUUCGCAUACAACUGAAUUACACGUAUUAUAGCGUUAACAGCUCAUAAUUGUUUAUGUCAAUUCUUUAAGGCAUUAAUCACUCAAACACACACAUGGUUCUUAAGACUAAAGUAUACUAUAUGUUAUCCAUUAAUGCGACCCGUUCCUGUACCUCUCAUAUGUCAUUCAGUCAUCUCAUUUUGAAAGGCCCAUGUGCUAUUUGUGUUGAUUGCAACUUUGCUUGAAUUUAAGUAUUGGCUGACAUAUUUUUCUGAAAGUCUACAUAAUACUGCAAAGCAGCAAUUUAUACUCACGCAUACACAGACAACCAUACAACGUACUUGGCUCGAUCCAAAAAAAAAAAA
Molecule: messenger RNA, 7108 nt
Organism: Drosophila busckii
Lineage: Eukaryota; Metazoa; Arthropoda; Insecta; Diptera; Drosophilidae
Product: ankyrin repeat domain-containing protein 50
Exons: 5
Coding region: 70-6261 (2063 amino acids)
Molecular function (GO): protein binding
Source: RefSeq, a predicted model, not a curated record